AUCCCCGAUGAGGUCAUUAACGUGAAUCUCAAUGGAAAAGAUCUAAUGAUCUUGUCUAACGGAACACUUGUAGGAUGGGCUCUUGACGAAGAAACCAUAAUCAAGACUUUUAUUCCAAUUUUACAAUCUUCCAUUUUGGGCAGAUACGACUUUGAAUCUGAAGAAAUGGAUUGGAUAGAGUUGGACGAUUUGCCCAAAAAUCCACUUAACAAUGGUAACUCUUAUCUUCAAGGAGAGAUCAUGGUAGUUCAAGGAAGUACGAGUGACAAACGUGACUUGGACAAGGCAGCAUUUGCCAUUGGCUUGUCUAGGUCUACUCGUUUGUCCAUUUUGGAGAAUGCAUUUGAGAACCAUUUGGAAUUAACCAAGCAGAAUUCGGAGUCCUUGGCCAAAGGUAGGAAGAUCACCACUUCUGAAUCUGAUUUUUUGCAAUUGACUGGCCGUUUAUUUCUUAUCAGAGGUAAGUUGAAUUUGUAUAGCGAGUUAAUUGAGACUCCUGAUCUCUAUUGGAGUGAGCCUACUCUAGAGAAGAUCUACAACUCGGUAUCUAAAGUUUUGGACAUCAAUUCUAGAAUCGCCAUUCUCAAUCGAAAACUAGACUAUGCCACAGACGAGCAGCGUGCUUUUCUCGGGGUACUAAAUGAGAAGAAAUCAACUCGUUUGGAGUGGAUUAUUAUCAUCUUGAUCAUGGUUGAAGUGUGCUUUGAAACGUUUCAUUUUUACGAAAAGUAUACAGAGUCCACUUCAAACACCAAGGAACAAUAG
Molecule: messenger RNA, 765 nt
Organism: Scheffersomyces stipitis CBS 6054
Lineage: Eukaryota; Fungi; Ascomycota; Pichiomycetes; Serinales; Debaryomycetaceae
Exons: 1
Biological process (GO): positive regulation of mitochondrial translation
Source: RefSeq, a predicted model, not a curated record